This is a messenger RNA of Aspergillus thermomutatus, 5508 nucleotides long. RefSeq lists its product as uncharacterized. Gene Ontology annotation, cellular component: cytosol; cytoplasm; plasma membrane. The transcript is spliced from 8 exons. Gene Ontology annotation, molecular function: protein-macromolecule adaptor activity; ubiquitin protein ligase binding. Gene Ontology annotation, biological process: ubiquitin-dependent endocytosis. The record is from RefSeq and is a predicted model, not a curated record. NCBI's taxonomy places the organism in Eukaryota, Fungi, Ascomycota, Eurotiomycetes, Eurotiales, Aspergillaceae. The coding region runs from base 1 to 5508 and encodes 1835 amino acids.
AUGUCUGUAACCAUCCAUUUGGACAGGCCACAUGCUCAUUUCACCAAUCUCGACUUCCUAACCGGUAGAGUUGUGCUCCACCUCCCCUCAGAAGCUCCGAUAGGAGGCAUUCAAGUCAAACUGGAGGGAGAAAGCAAAACUCGACUUUCAGGCCCGCGUCAUCCGCAUCUUGAUCAGUCGGAUAAGAAACGGACGGAGCUUGAAGUUCAUAAGAUCUUGUACAAGGUUGAGACACUCUUCCCAACCCCGGCUGUUUUCAACCAGAAAACUCAGAAUACAUCGUACACCUUUGCUUCCGGGACGUACGAGUAUCCCUUCCAAUUCAAAUUCCCUUUCAACAAUGCAUGCAGUUCACACAACAGUAUGCUCACCAACCUGAACUUUACCGGGUUGAAGGUUGAGGUGGCCAAGGAUACAAAUCGACACGUUAAGAAAACCCUGCCUCCUUCUCUGAGUGGCUUUCCAGGCAUGGCAGAGAUUAAAUAUUAUGUGAAAGCAACAGUCAUUCGCCCACAGUUCUACAAGGAAAACCUGAGAGCCAUUACGCCAUUGAAUUUCCUCCCAAUCGAGCCUCCACGAACUGGAAAGCCCAACGAAGAGACGUAUGCCAGACGUCAACAUCAAUUUAGUAAAGCUCCCGAAAAAGUCAGAACCAAGAGUCUAUUCUCCAAAGUCUCGUCCUCAUCGCUCCGGGACGCGGGAGGAGAGGGCCCCCGUGUCUCUGCAGAUGCAAGGCUGCCGAACCCGUCCAUUCUUACUUGUAAUGAACCAAUCCCUCUCAGGUUGCUGGUGAGGAAGGUCUCUGAGUCAUUCGAGACGAUCUUUCUUCAGAUGCUGCAAAUUGAGUUAAUCAGUUAUACCCAAGUCCUCGCCCAUGAUCUUCAGCGCACAGAAGGCGGCAGCUGGGUUCUUCUCAGCCGCAGUAAUAUGUCUAUUCCUCUCGGCAGAGGAGGAGAUCCCGCUGGUACAGAAUGGACCCUUGAUCCCGCCAUGUGGAAUAGCAUACCGUUGCCCAGCUCGGUUGCGCCAUCUUUUGAGACUUGUAAUAUAUCACGAAAUUAUGAACUCGAGGUACGAAUCGGCUUGAGUCACGGAAGUAUCGGAGACAUGAAGCCGCAACUCAUCGUACUUCCCUUGAGAAUGCCAGUCAAAGUGUUCUCUGGGAUAGCUCCUCCGCAAGCACUGCUUGAUGCCAUGGCUGCUACUGGUCAAGCAACCUCAUCUAAACCUGCGCCGAUGAUCGGCCAUCCUAUGGACCAUACAGGCGAGCGUCCACCAGUGCCUCCCCGGCCAACGGGUCCAGUCGUGCCUACAAGUGCAGAGGACGUUUAUGACGAAGCACCCCCCAGCUAUGAGGACGCGAUGGCUGAAACUCUGAGUCCUGUGGAUGGCCCCCGCCGCGAGUAUAACCCACCAGAUGCUUCCUCUUCCAGCAGAGCCAUUGAACCUGGAGCUGAUUCGACAUCGUCAGUAUUUCGGAGAAAGGAACGUGAGGCCACGUCGCCGUACGGCCAUCCUACAGCCAACUCGUCGUCGGAAUCGUUUGACAUGCUUCCUUCAACCCCUCCUGAGUCUCAUUCUGGCUCACCUCCCACAUCUCCGGUUGCCCGCCAGCAGAGUGUGCUCAAGAUACACAAGGCCCUUCCUCCAGACGAGGAAAGUCCACCUCAAUACCAGCCCGUUGCUGAGAGCCCUACAUCAGAGCUGAAGGUGUCCAAGUACCCCACGAUGCGUCUCCACCUCAUCAUUCAGCGUCACGGUCUGCCCGUGACGCGCAUUCUUUGGACGACGUCACCGCCGUCAAUGUACGGUCAAGCGACGACUACCUCCUCCGUAAUUCCUGCUGCCUCUUCCGUUGUUGCGUCGACACGGACGCCGAAUGCGCUAUACUCAAGCGGCGGAUAUACCAUCGCGCAGCUGCUGGAGGAUGUCAAUGAGGUUGUCCCGCUGGAAACGGAGCCGGCGAUUUUCGACAGCGAAUCGAGCGGUCAGUGGGGCUUGGAGGAUUAUGCCGUUGAAGUGGGCGGCUCCGAGUGUCUGCAUUUCAUGGAGGUCGAUGGGCUUCUCAGAGACGGUGAUGAAGUAGUCAUUCGUGCCCUUCAAAUCGCAGAUCUCAGAGCGAGACGGCUCUCCGGCCGCCACCAGAUCUCAACCGACGGCAAACAUCUUAUUGAUGGGGUUCCCUUUGGCCGGCCUUUCCUCAAACGGCAAACGUCCUCCAGACCGGCGAUUGCAAUCCCACCAAGGAAGAAACGGCGCACUAUGCUUGCGACUUGGGACAAUGAUGCGGGCUAUGGUGGUGAUGAGACACAAUGGACUAUUCCUGGGCGAGUAAGCUCAAUGAAGGAGCUUUCCAGACUCAAGGACCAUGACGACGAUGGCAUCCAUGAUGAAUAUACGGAUUAUCAUCAUGACGAUUACGAAGACUACCAUGAGAGUCAAGAGGAAUCCGGGGACGGGACAGUCAUUCGUCAUCCACUCAGUGAGGGUGAAGAUGACGAAGCUUCGGAAAGCGACGGGGACGAUUCAGUCUUCGAGGCCGAAGACUUGGUGGAAGAGCUGGAGGCUCUUGAGAAAGACCGGGAGACCGCUGGCUUCUCUCCGGUGGAAGUGCCAGAUGAAGAGCCCACCGGGUCUGGAGGAUAUCCCCUUCGCGCCAGGGCCAGUAUCCUGCGGACUACUUCCGGGCGCCACGCCGACCAUCAAGCUUGGAUAAAAAGCCCAUCUGAAGCAGGUUCUUCGCGACGAGACUCCAGAGCUGUGCGGUUCAAGGGGGCACAGCGGCAGGCGUCACCUUGUCCCUCUCAGGAUGAGGGCGAUUCUCACUUGAGCAAGGCCGAACAGACUUCAGAGGACUCGCCCUCCAUAUACAAGAGCUUUAGCAGUAGUUCCUCGAGUGACUCCGAUGACAUGACGUCUGACGAGGAAGACUCGUCUUCUUCUGAAACAUCGACUUCUGCUUCGGAGGACUCCUCGUCUGAGUCCGAGGCAGAAGAUGUUGAAUCUGAAGAUGAUGAGUCGUCUUCUGAGUCAGAAGAAUCCACAACAUCCGAAUCGGAGGACGAGUCCCUUUCCUGUCCCGCUUCGGACGGACACCUACAGCCCAAGGUGAACCCUCCAGGCCACGGUUCCCUCAGGACUAAGAAGAGCAAUCAACGCAACAAGUUGCGACGGAGGCUCUCGAAGCUCAAGGAACUUGGCGCUCUGCCUGCCGAAGCCGAUUUUGCGGCCCUCCGAGAAUGGGAAGCGACGAAUGGGGUUUGGUACGAGCCACCUGAGCACAAGCCGAUUGAGAAGCGCCGAACGAACGAAGAGGAACAGGAGGAGUUUGAAGCGAAAAGACAAAAGCUGCUCCAUGAUCUGGCAACCGGCGGAGUAGACGUCGACGCAAUCACGGGGAAAGAGAAUGUGCCCCCAGGGGCGGAGGCGGAGGAGCAUGCCGAGCACAAUGAGGCCGUUGUGGAACCUGCUAACAAGCGACGCACUUUGGAUGUCGCAAGCUCCAGACGAUUGCUUUUUGGAUCUUUAGGAGUGCGAGCUCCACGGUCCAAGGAAGAUGAAGAAGCCACUCGGAAGAAACUCGCAGGAAAAGUCAACAACUUCCGUGCCAGGAGAUCAGAAGAGCAAGUUCCCGCUGAGGAAAGCGAUAGUGAAGCGGAAGUAAACUGGCAGGACAAGCUAGUCCUCAAAGCUACUGAAUGCGUCUUCGAUGACAUUGAGCUUUCUGCACCUUCUUUCCCGUUUGAACAGCGCUGGGAUGCCGAGGCUCAUCAAAUCAUACAGAAGCGCAAGGGUUGGGGGCGCAAGAGGAAGAGAAGACAGCAACUGCAGGUUUAUGAGGCAGACGAGCACGAAGAUUACGCGGAGGACAAUAAUGAAUACUAUGCCGAUGAGGAUAUGCAGCUCAAUUACGAUGAUCCAGACCAGCAGCUGAGCAACGAGCUCACGAAUGGAGUUGAGUCAGCGGUUGAAGAGCCAUCAGAAAACACACAGGACGACCUCCCUCCUCUACCAGCGGAUCUGAGCUCCGUCCGGGAUCUGACCGAAGGUGAUUUGAAGCAAGGAUCAGUGAUCGCUUUCAAACAGCUUGUUUUGUCCAAGGAGACGAACUGGCAACCUACUGUGUCCGAUUAUCUUGUGGCGAGGAUAGACGACGUCUUCGAAGACAACGUACUCAAGCUGCAGCUUGCCAAGCGUGAUCGGCGACAAGUCGAGCAACCCGACGAUGAUGACGAAGGAGACGGCACUCGAGGAUAUGACAAAUUCGAAAUGCCCGGCAUGGACGAUGAUCAAGCGGAAGACGACGGUUUCCGAGAGAUAUCAUUCGCCGAUCUGUUUGAUGCGAAGCUCGUUCAAGCUGCGGAUGUGGCGGACGUUGGGGAUGCCGACAAAGUCAGCAACUCCGCAGUUGAGGGCUCCUUUCUUCAGAACCCCAAGACCACCGGCGAGGAUGAAACGAUGCGUGGGGUCGAGGCAGUCAAUGAUAAUAGGAACUCUCCCCAACCGUCUGUCAGUUCACACGCUCAUGAGGAUCUCGAUACGCCUGCAGAUGAAACCGUUGAGGCAGUUGGUCAUCCCGCAGAAGGGACCGGAGCUCGUAGUCCAGAAGAAACCGCCAGCCCUGUUAUACAAUCACCACAAUUCGUUGGAUUUCACUCUCCUCUGGCUGAGACGCAACCAUCGCUCCUGGAGCCGAGCUCUGAGCAGGAGACUCGCGAAGUCAACUCUGCUGCUCCUCAGAACGCAGAUGGGGGCGAUGAUAGUGGAGAGCAAUCCAAUUCCCUUCCACAACCCACAGAAGCACCCUCAACCCCGCGGUCUACUGUUCCUCCCAACGCCUUCAAGGACGCUCCUCCAGUGAUGGGUUCGGACGACGACAUGCAAUUGCUCAGCAGCCCGGAAAAUUUCAUUAAUUUCAACCGUUUACUUGAACAGCUCUUCCAGGGUAAGCGGCCGACUCCGGGCUCUCCAGUUCCGAAGAAAGAGCCAGGCGAGAGUCCGAAGAUGCCACGGUCGCGGGCAUCAUCGUCUUCUAGUUCUCUCGUGCGCAACCCGUUUUACGAAGUCGACAAGGCCCAUGAAGAGCGCCUGCGACGAGGAUCGGAGAAAGCCAAGGGCGAUACUGUGACAGAGGAAGAUGAAUCAGCAGUGGACUCUGCGCCGCCAACGUCGCAGCUAUCCACUCCCAUAUCCCUCAAGACUCCUACGAGCGCGCAGCCGCAGAGGUCUCCUACAGCUCAGGACCAAUCCCUCGUGAGUUCAAUCGAAGAAAGCAACUGGCUGACCCGGCACGACGAGGCGUUUGGCGCUCAGCCUCCCAUAGCUUCGCAGCUCUCGAACAUAGUCGAUCUGACUCAAUCCAGUCCACCCGCUUCGCCUGGCGGAAGCGACGAGGACUUUGCCAACUCACAUCGACUGCCGCGGGGCCCUGGGUGGGUGCAGAAGAAUGUUCCGAGUACCCAGAGACGCACCAGGCUUUCUUCGGCCGGAGCCAGAUCCAGACACUGA